Penicillium riverlandense is the source of this 240-nucleotide messenger RNA. RefSeq lists its product as uncharacterized. Bases 1 to 240 code for a protein of 79 amino acids. The record is from RefSeq and is a predicted model, not a curated record. The transcript is spliced from 2 exons. NCBI's taxonomy places the organism in Eukaryota, Fungi, Ascomycota, Eurotiomycetes, Eurotiales, Aspergillaceae.
AUGAAUUUCACUACCAACCCGGAAAAUGGAUUUAAUUCCUACAAAACUGCUCCAGGUUGUUCAGCUCCAAGCCAUGAGAUGAUCAAGGAAUUCAUUCGCUGGUACAUUAGCUCUGCUACGGGACGACUGGCCGAGGAUGAGCGACCAACGGUGCGAACCGCAAAUGCGUGUGCCGAGCGUCUCUUUAGUGGAUUUGAAGAGUUCACAAAAGUCAAAAUCAUCCCAGCUGACAGAAAAUAA